Messenger RNA from Eimeria mitis, 1002 nucleotides. RefSeq lists its product as uncharacterized. The transcript has 2 exons. Bases 1 to 1002 code for a protein of 333 amino acids. Lineage: Eukaryota; Apicomplexa; Conoidasida; Eucoccidiorida; Eimeriidae. The record is from RefSeq and is a predicted model, not a curated record.
AUGACGACCACUUCUCUGCGUUCCCCGGCUCAUCCUCGGGCUCCUCUCUCUUGCUUCCAGCAGCAGCAGCCGCUGCAGCAGCUGCAGCAGCAGCAGCAGCAGCAGCAGCAGCAGCUAUCUCUCUCCUCACUAAAGCUGCAGACAGGGGCCCCGGGGGCCCCCCCAAGAGCAGACAGAUUUGAUAAGCAGCUGCAUGUAUCUUCUUUGGGGGCCCCCGGGGGCCCCCUUGGGGGCCCCCUUGGGGGGCCCCCUGGGGGCCCCCUUGGGGGGGCCCCUGAGGGGCCCCUAGGGUCUCUGUAUGGGGGCCUCAGCGGCAUAGGCGCAGCAGCAACAGCAGCAGGAGCAGGAGAUAUCCCUGCUGCAGCAGCAACGCAUGCAAACAACAGCAGCAGCAGCAGCAGCAGCAGCAGCAGCAGGUUUGCUUCUUUUACUACUGUAGGGGGGGCCUCCUCGCACAACAGCUCUGAGGUGUAUGCAUCUCCUUUAGUGGGCACAGCAGCAACAACAGCAGCAGCAGCAACAGCAGCAGCAGCAACAGCAGCAGCAGCAGCAGCAGCAACAAAUGCUGCAACACGACAACCAUGGUCACAUACAAGCGCCAUCCUCAGCAGCACGCAGCAGCAGCUGCAGCAGCUUGAGCAGCAGCAGCAGCAGCUGGAGCAGCAGCAGCAGCAGCUGCUGGCAGACUUUGACGAUUCUUUCUCUACCCACUCACAGCAGCAGCAGCAGCAACAGCAGCAGCAGCAGCAGCUGGGUUCCCUAUCAGCAGCAGCAGCAGCAGCAGCAGCAGCAGCAGCAGCAGACAUCACCGACCUACAAGCAGCAGCAACUGCAGCAGCAGCAGCAGCAGCAGCAGCAACUGCAGCAGCAGCAGCAGCAGUAUUUGAAUACAUUAGGAGCUUCUUCUGCUUCUUCUGGGCUCCGCCGCAUGCAUGCAGAAGACCCUCCGCAGCUGAGGGGGCCCCUGGGGCCCCUGGGGGCCCCGGGGGGCCCCCUUCUUGA